AUGAAAGAUCUUGGUCAUCAAAAACGACAAAUUCACAUACUUAAAGUUGAUAUUGAAGGUAGUGAAUUUAAUUUUUUUGAAGAAUUAUUUCAAUCUUCAAAUAAUAAUCAAAAUGAUCUACCUUAUAUUCGUCAGAUUCUUUUUGAAAUUCAUCUUGGUCGUGCUGGAACUGAAGCACCAGGUCAACGUACACAUAAAUUAUUUGAAUUAUUUCGUUCAAAUCAUUAUGCAAUAUUUCAUAAAGAAGCUAACUUAUAUAGUGCACAAAAUGUUUUUGAAUAUGCACUAUUACGUUUAAAUUCAACGUUCUUUAUAUCGUCGUUUUAA
Molecule: messenger RNA, 327 nt
Organism: Rotaria sordida
Lineage: Eukaryota; Metazoa; Rotifera; Eurotatoria; Philodinida; Philodinidae
Source: the annotation of a GenBank genome assembly